Messenger RNA from Striga asiatica, 2888 nucleotides. Lineage: Eukaryota; Viridiplantae; Streptophyta; Magnoliopsida; Lamiales; Orobanchaceae. The record is from the annotation of a GenBank genome assembly.
GAAGAGGUGUGGAAGUAGAAACCACCAUAGAAACAAACACUAAACCCUUAUCCCCUAAAUUUCCCACCUCUCUCCUAACAACCAUGGCCUGCUCCUCAUCCAUUAUCGGCGUCUCCUCCAUAUACCAACCCAACCCCACCCUCGACCCCAAGAAACCCACGCCGCCGUCUCUGCACCUCCAUUUCUCCGCCGCCCGCAACAGUUUGAGAGCUUUCUCGUCGUCGCGUCACAAGUCCGGCGCGGGUCUUGCAGUAUCCUUCGUGCCGUCGGCCAUCGCGACCUCGAACUCGUCGGUGUUGAGCGAGGAGGCGUUCAAGGGGCUCGGAGGUUUCGGAGACGUUAGCGACGGCGAGUACGGCGAAUUGGAGGAGGAUGAGUCUGGGAACGUGGACGAGCUCGAUAUUUCUAGGAUUGGUUUGCCCCAGCGGCUCGUGGACACGCUUAAGAAGCGUGGUAUUAAGGAGCUUUUCCCCAUUCAGAGGGCUGUUUUAGUCCCAGCACUGGAAGGCAGAGACAUAAUUGCACGAGCAAAGACUGGGACUGGCAAAACAUUGGCAUUUGGUAUUCCCAUACUCAAAGGACUUAGUGAUCAGGAUGAAGAAAGUUUUCCUAUAAGACGAGGUCGGCUUCCAAAAGUACUGGUUCUUGCGCCUACCCGGGAGUUGGCUAACCAAGUCGAGAAAGAAUUUAAAGAGUCUGCUCCAUAUUUGAACACUGUUUGCGUCUAUGGAGGGAUUUCAUACGUCACACAAGAGAGUGCACUUUCUCGUGGUGUUGAUAUUGUAGUUGGAACACCCGGUAGAAUCAUAGACCUUAUCGAUAAAAACUUCCUGAAAUUAGGAGAAGUUCAGUACUUGGUUCUCGAUGAAGCCGAUCAAAUGCUUGCUGUGGGGUUUGAGGAGGACGUAGAAGUCAUUCUUGAGAAGCUUCCAUCACAAAGGCAGAGCAUGCUUUUUUCGGCUACUAUGCCUGGGUGGGUAAAGAAACUAGCAAGAAAGUUUCUGGACAAUCCUCUAACCAUUGACCUUGUUGGCGAUCAGGAAGAAAAAUUGGCAGAAGGGAUUAAGUUGUAUGCUAUAUCCACCACUGCUGCUUCUAAACGGACGAUUCUCAGUGAUCUUGUGACGGUUUAUGCGAGAGGCGGAAAAGCCAUUGUUUUUACGCAGACCAAACGAGAUGCGGAUGAAGUCUCUCUAGUACUAACAAAUAGCAUCGCCUCGGAAGCACUGCAUGGUGACAUUUCUCAGCACCAGAGAGAAAGAACUCUAAAUGGUUUUAGACAAGGAAAAUUUACAGUGCUCGUUGCCACUGACGUUGCUGCUCGUGGGCUUGAUAUUCCGAAUGUUGACCUUAUUAUUCACUAUGAGCUUCCAAAUGACUCGGAAACAUUCGUGCAUCGAUCUGGACGGACGGGACGUGCAGGAAAACAAGGCACGGCCAUUUUGAUGUUCACAAGCAACCAACGUAGGACAGUGACGACUCUCGAGAGGGAUGUUGGGUGCAGGUUUGAAUUUGUUAGUCCGCCUUCUGUUCAAGAGGUUUUGGAGUCAUCAGCCGAGCAAGUAGUUGCCACCCUUGGUGGAGUUCAUCCCGAAUCUGUUGAGUAUUUCACUCCAACUGCCCAAAAGCUGUUUAAACAGAAAGGGGUCGAUGCUCUUGCUGCUGCUAUAGCAACUUUGAGUGGCUUUUCCCGGCCUCCGUCAUCUAGGUCGCUUAUUACUCACGAGCAGGGUUUGGUUACAUUACAGAUGACCCGUGAUAGAGGGUACCUAUCUGCUAGAUCUGUUACUGGUUUUCUAUCUGAUGUCUAUUCUGCUGCUGCUGAUGAAAUAGGAAAAAUACACCUCAUUGCUGAUGAAAAGGUUCAAGGAGCAGUUUUCGAUCUCCCAGAAGAGAUUGCGAAAGAGUUGCUGACUAAGGAACUUCCAGUGGGAUUCGUGAUCACCAAAAUAACCAAGGUGCUGCCCCCGUUGCAAGAUGAUGGGCCUCCAAGUGAUUUUUAUGGCCGAUUUUCAAACACCGAUAGGAGAGGUGGUUCAAGGGACAGGAGAGGUUCUAGAAGUUCUCGAGAUUGGCCGAAAAAUGAUGAUGAUUAUGAAGAGGGUAGAUUUAGAAGAGGUGGCAGCAGGGGCAGAAGUGACAGUAAAUGGUCUAGAAGCUCGAGAAGCAGUACUGACACUGAUUGGCUGUUUGGGGAUGAUAAACAAUCAAGCCGCUCCCCGUCUUAUGGGAGCCGCUCCCCGUCUUAUGGGAACCGAUCCUCAUCUUAUGGGAAUCGAUCCUCAUCUUACGGGAACCGAUCCUCAUCUUACGGGAAUCGAUCCCCGUCUUCUGGUGGCAGAGAUAGAUCCGCCUAUGAAGAUUCGGACAUGUUGCUUGAGGAUUUGAGGGAGCAUGUUUCGUCUGUGGGAGGACUGGUCACAGAGCAUCAGAAUGUCCCAGCAAGAACGAUUAUUAGUCUCGGCUGCCACUUAAAUUAUCCCGUCCUCGUAAAAGUUGAAAAGCCGUAGCCAAACAUGCCCUUGGGUGUUGGGCUCUGUGCAGAAAUGCAGUUGAAGAAAUACAGUGUGAAGAAUUGCUACCUUCUGACGAGUGGGGUGAUUUUUGGUUAUCGGAAACUGGAAUCCCAUGUGAAAGGAUAUAUGCAUGUAGGAUAGGACUCUUAAUUACUUUUUUCCGUUGUGUGUUUUGGUGUAUCAUUAAGUUACAAACAGAAUCCUGGAUUUUUCAGUUCAAACACUUGGUCCAAUGCUAUGCAUCUUUCAUAAGAAUUAUGCCUUUUUAUUAUCUAUCUCUUAACCAUGUUCAUCUUCUCUCUUUCUCAACUUGCCUUAUGCUUGGAAAGCACAAUGCACCUCCAGUCUGAUAAAUAAACACCACAAUUGAGG